Messenger RNA from Rasamsonia emersonii CBS 393.64, 531 nucleotides. RefSeq lists its product as uncharacterized. The coding region runs from base 1 to 531 and encodes 176 amino acids. Gene Ontology annotation, cellular component: membrane. Gene Ontology annotation, biological process: mitochondrial respiratory chain complex I assembly. Lineage: Eukaryota; Fungi; Ascomycota; Eurotiomycetes; Eurotiales; Trichocomaceae. The transcript is spliced from 3 exons. The record is from RefSeq and is a predicted model, not a curated record.
AUGAGUCCGGUGAACAGCCUGUGGUUUAAGUGGAAGAGCCUGCGACUGCCCUGGCGAAGAUCCUUCUUGGUUGAUUCGCUGAACAGCAACCGGCUGCGGCGCAUCGUGAAAUACAACCGCAAGGUCCACUAUGCAGACGUGAAGAUUUCCCCCCAGUGGCACCAGUGGCUUCGCUAUGUGCGCCAGGACCCUCCCAGCCUCGAGGAACAGCAGCAAGACGUGGUUCGGCAGAUGCAGAUCAAGAAACUCGCGCAGAUUGCGGACGAACGCUGGGCCAGCAAGCCUUCAUACCUUGACCGUCCUCAAACGCAGCAGCCGGGACCUGCGACUCGAACGAGCGAUGCAACAUUGCAUCCAGAGAAAGGUGCUGCUCCUGACAGGCAGCCUGGCGUAAUGAACGCCAUCCAGAGCCAGGCGGAGGCCCAGGAACAAGAGAAGAAACCCGACACGAAGCCAUGGGCCAGAAAGAUGGGAGGUCCGAGUGAGAACUGGCAGCCGGAAGCCUGGACACCUACCGCUGCCAAGAGGUAG